Molecule: messenger RNA, 1008 nt
Organism: Colletes gigas
Lineage: Eukaryota; Metazoa; Arthropoda; Insecta; Hymenoptera; Colletidae
Product: ATP synthase mitochondrial F1 complex assembly factor 2
Exons: 6
Coding region: 202-1008 (268 amino acids)
Biological process (GO): mitochondrial proton-transporting ATP synthase complex assembly
Cellular component (GO): mitochondrion
Source: RefSeq, a predicted model, not a curated record
GUUGUUUGAGAAAAUGAUCUUUAUUCGAUGCAACUAAUAUUUAAGAUAUAAGCACGAUGAUAUAUGAUCGAUGACAAACUAUCAGAGAUUCGCUACACUAAAACGUUAUAAUUCUCUUUAGGGAUUUUGUUUCUCGGAUAUACUUACGAAAAAGUAUAAAAUAAUAUUUAUGGCAAUCAGAUAUAUUAAUAUUUCCUAAAAAUGUAUUAUUUUAAAUAUAGAAAAUUUAUUACAUCUUUUGGUAUAGUGAGAAAUAUGGCCAAUGUCAAGAGAUUCUAUCGAAAAACAAAUAUUAUAUCGAGCAGUGGAAAAUUUGAGAUUGCGCUUGAUCAAAGAAAACUUAAGACUCCGCAAGGAAACAUAUUUGAAGUGGAUAACAAACCGCUUGCGCUCGCAGUGGCAGCAGAAUGGGACGCGCAGAAAGAUAUUAUCGAUAGAGGCAAUAUGCACUUGACAGCUUUGUGUAAUACUGUAAUAGAUAAUCCACACAAACAUACAAAGAUAGAUAUGGUAAAUUAUAUUGUGAAUUGCUUAGAAAUGGAUACACUUCUAUUUCAUUCGAAUGAAAAUGACGAACUAUAUAAAUUGCAAACCGAACAGUGGGACCCGUUGGUACAAUGGUUUUGUGACAAUUAUAGCGUAAAUAUGGUAAAAACUCAAAGUAUAGAGGCUCCCGUGAUAUCUUCGGAAACUAAAGCGAUAUUGCUAAGACAUUUAUUAUCUUACAGCUGCGGUGCAGUUAAUGGUUUUAUGUAUGGUGUAGACGCGAUAAAAUCUGUUAUCCUCACAUUAGCUGCAGCAGAAAGAGUAAUUAGUAUACGAGACGCAGUAAGACUGUCACGUUUAGAGGAAGAUUAUCAGACUUCUCACUGGGGAACUGUAGAAUGGUUUCACGAUCAUAAUAAAUAUGAUUUACAAACUCGUUUAGCUGCAGCGAUAUUAUUCGUGCAUUUAAAUUCUAGUUCGGUGACUUGUCAACCAAAAACUAGUAAUGAAAAUGUUAGUUAA